AUGUCAGAGAUAUGCGAAAAGAUUGCGCGGCAGACGCUGGAGUGUGCCAACGUUGUCGUCCAUUACUCAGAUAUGAAGAGUUUUUACUUCGCAAGCACUGUCUUCGACGAAACAGAGGCCACGAUCCAGCGUCACAACGAGGUUCUCGACAACCUCAUACAACAGUUCAGAGAUAAAAUGGCUCUUACCAACACCGAAACCGUCCACCGUAUCGCCGAGGAUCAAGACAUUAAUGGCAUGGAAUAUGUGCGCGGUGCUGGUCGGAAUACGGCCAAGAAUUGUCUCCCAGGCACUCGGGAAGACAUUCUGUCUGACAUCAAGUGCUGGAUCCGUAGCACGGGUGAAGACGAGCCACGCAUCUUAUGGUUGUCUGGCACUGCAGGAAAGGGCAAAUCAGCCAUCGCUCAUACCAUAGCCAACUGGUCUCACGAGCGUGGGGGAAUGCGAGCUUGUUUCUGCUUCGACCACACCAGGGAAGCCGAACGCCGCCACGAAAAGAUAUUCACCACAAUCGCACGCGACUUGGCUGAUUGCGAUAUCACCAUGCGGAGAGCAUUGGCGCGUGCGGUUCGCGACGACAACGAGUUGAAGCACACCAUCGACGUCUCAAGACAAUGGCAGGAGCUAGUCGUAGGACCGAUGAGAGAGGCCUCGAAAGCAAUCACUGCACCCGUGCAGAUAAUCAUUGAUGCAUUGGACGAGAGUGGUGAUGCUCCCGCUGAGCUACCAGCAAAUGCCCGUAUCAUCAUCAUCUCCCGUCCACUUCAAGAUAUCCGCGAUGCCCUAGAUGCAUCACAUGUUCGCCAUAUCUCCAUGGAUGAUAUCCCGCCUGCGUCCACACACAAUGACAUCCAAUUAUACAUUUCGAAGAGGCUCGCAGGACUGCGCAACUUCAACGACGCGCACUUCAAUACACUUACCGAAAAAUCCGACGGCCUGUUUGAGUGGGCUCGUCUCGCCUAUCCCCUGCUUAAUCUACCCCCGCUCGUCAACUCUAUUCUCCGUAUCGACGCCCGCGAUCGUCCCCUCGUUGCGACGGACGUUAUUGACAACCACCACGCAACCCCUCGCACUGUGAUCAUAGCUUGGGAAGGGUCCACUUUCCUGCAUGGCACACCCGAGGGUCUCAGUCACCACCUGCAACACUCUCUCGCGAUUUCCAACGAACCGACUAUAAUUCUGAAGAAGGUGUACCUCCUCACUGCAAAACUAAGCUACGGAGGAAUGAUGUAUAUCAGGGCAACGUCUGUCAAUUCUCUGCACUUCUGCCCAAUAGGACUGACUAUAUUAAUUGAACAUGGUCAUGACGGUGUUCCUGAGCCCGUUGUACAGCGCAAGAAGCUCCAGCUUCUUCCACGUUCUGUUCUUGCUGCUGAAGAGAACUCCACGACUCCCUUGGAAGAAGAACCUGAAAGCGCACCCACUGCCAUGUCCGAAGACUGUGAUUUUACUGCUAUGCUCAAAACGGAGCUCGAUAAAGUUCAUGGUUUCCAGAAACGAAAGACCGCUGAGCUAUCUUGUCGUAUACGGGAUGCUGAAUACGAUGUCCAAAGACUCGUCGCUCAAGAAUCACCUUCUCAAUCUUCUUCUGAGCCGUCUCCCGUCCAUCCCUCUGACCCUGAAUCACACCAAGCACGCCCUUCUGACUAUGGACCUGAUGAGGGCUCCGAUGACGACGACGACGACUGA
Suillus bovinus is the source of this 1689-nucleotide messenger RNA. RefSeq lists its product as uncharacterized. NCBI's taxonomy places the organism in Eukaryota, Fungi, Basidiomycota, Agaricomycetes, Boletales, Suillaceae. Bases 1 to 1689 code for a protein of 562 amino acids. The record is from RefSeq and is a predicted model, not a curated record. The transcript is spliced from 9 exons.